AUGAGGACCACUCAGGAUGCUGUUGAUGUCAUCAAGAAAGAGAGCCCAUCUCCUCCAAAAUUACAUACAUCAUCCAACACCUGCUCACCAUCCACCCACCGUCAUGAGACAAGCCUACACCCACAGCACACGAAUCCUCGCCCAACAACAACAAUCACCAGCACCGAUGGGACUAACAACCACAUAGGAACAGCAGGCCUAGGCAAAUCCACAAUCCUCGCCCUCCUAGCUCACAACCCAUCGCACAUCUACUUCUCAGGCCGCUCCCACGCCUCCGCCAAAGCCCUCAUCGAUGCCGCCGCUUCCUCCUCCUCUUCACCAACCCCUCCACCCCUAACCUUCGUUCCCCUAGACCAAACCUCCCUCCCCUCAAUCCGCGCCGCCAUCAAGGAACACUUCACUCACACCCGCCUCGACAUCCUAAUCAACAACGCAGGCAUCAUGGCCGGCGCCCCCGGCCUCUCAGCCGACGGCUACGAGAUCCAGUUUGCUACGAAUCACCUAGGCCACGCCAUGGUUGUUCGAGAGCUACUACCGGUCCUACUACGUACCGCUGGGGGAUCUGGAUCUUCAUCUAGUGACGGCGGCGGCGGCGACGAUGCCCCGGCUGACGUACGCAUCAUCAACCUCACGUCCGUCGGGUACCAAGCCCACCCGCGCGACGGCAUCUCCUUCGAGACGCUUGGAACAACACAAAAUGGACCGCCGGUUCUGGGCCAAUGGAUUCGAUACGGCCAAAGCAAACUCGCAAACAUCCUCUUCACCCGCGAACUCGCCCGCCGCCACCCCUCCAUAACAACCCUCGCAAUCCACCCAGGCGUCGUCGACACAGGCCUGGUAACAAACCAAAGCCGCCUCAACCGCCUCUUCGUCUACCUCCCGCAAACGAUCAUGGGGUCCUCCGUCCUGACGCCGGAGCAGGGCUGCUGGAACCAGGUCUGGGCCGCGGCGGCGGCCAAGAAGACGGAUCUCGUGAAUGGCGGGUUUUAUAUGCCCGUCGGACACUUGGCGGAUGAUAAGCUGGAUAAGGUGGCGACGGAUGGGGAGUUGGCUGGACGGCUUUGGCGGUGGACGGAGGAUGUUUUGGAUCGGGUUGAGUGA
Messenger RNA from Colletotrichum costaricense, 1101 nucleotides. RefSeq names its product short-chain dehydrogenase/reductase family Oxidoreductase. The record is from RefSeq and is a predicted model, not a curated record. The transcript has 2 exons. NCBI's taxonomy places the organism in Eukaryota, Fungi, Ascomycota, Sordariomycetes, Glomerellales, Glomerellaceae. The coding region runs from base 1 to 1101 and encodes 366 amino acids.